This is a messenger RNA of Penicillium waksmanii, 1113 nucleotides long. Its product is annotated as rhomboid family protein. The record is from RefSeq and is a predicted model, not a curated record. The coding region runs from base 1 to 1113 and encodes 370 amino acids. Lineage: Eukaryota; Fungi; Ascomycota; Eurotiomycetes; Eurotiales; Aspergillaceae. The transcript is spliced from 2 exons. Gene Ontology annotation, cellular component: Golgi apparatus; membrane. Gene Ontology annotation, biological process: retrograde vesicle-mediated transport, Golgi to endoplasmic reticulum.
AUGCCGCUCCGUGUCCAUAUCCCCCCGGCCACGCGCGUCUGCCUCGUCAGCCUGCUCACCCUCUCACUCCUCUACAAUAUCGCUCGCUGGCGCCAACUUGACACCUCCGCCGGCAGCCUCCAAACCACUCCAAUCAUUCCCUACCUUACCCUGGUCCCUUCUCACUUCUUCUACUACCCCUGGACUCUUAUCACCUCCACCUUCGUCGAACAGAACAUCUUCACCGUUCUCCUCAAUGCCGCGACCGUCUUCUACGGAGGGAAAUACCUCGAGCGCGCCUGGGGCUCUCGCGAGUUUAGCAAAUUUGUUGCCGCUGUUACGCUCAUUCCGAAUGCCGUGAUAAUCCCUAUCUACUUGAUAUGGGGUGCUGCUGGAGGAUCCUCUAGCCGAUCUCUGACCCAGAUCUGCGGUGGCGUCUCUAUUCAAGGCGCCUUCCUCGUCGCUUUCAAGCAACUCGUCCCUGAACACACCGUCGCAAUCCUCAAAGGCAUGGUUAGGAUGCGUGUCAAGCAUUUCCCGGCUUUGUUCCUGCUUCUCAACACCCUGAGUGGUUUCAUCAUCGGAACCGACACCGCCCUUGUUUUGGCUUGGCUCGGCCUCCUCACCAGCUGGACGUACUUGCGAUUCUACAAACGCCAGCCUGAUCUCACCGGCAUGUCGACCACUGGCCUCGGAAUCAAGGGCGACGCCAGCGAGACCUUCGCCUUCGCCUGUCUCUUCCCUGACAUAAUGCAACCCCCGAUCGGCUUUGUCACCGACCAGAUCUACGCUCUGUUGGUAUUAGUCAAGAUUAUCCGACCAUUCUCCGACGAUGAUAUCGCCUCGGGUAACCAGCAAGUACUGGCAAGAGGCGAGGCCGGCCUACCGACUCUCCUGGGCAACCAGCGCGCAGCACCGAGGGGUGCAGGCAAGCGUGAGGAGGCGGAGCGCCGAAGGGCUCUGGCCCUUAAGGCUUUAGACCAAAGAUUGCAAGCAGCCACGGGAGGACACUCCCAGGCAGGACCAUCAACACUGGCUGAACCCGGAGGUCGAGCGAACUCAAUAUCGCCCACCCCUUCCGCGACCAAUGGGGGCAUGCUGGGAGAGACCAGCUACAAUCCGGAUAAUGCAUAG